This is a messenger RNA of Xenopus laevis (African clawed frog), 2149 nucleotides long. RefSeq names its product SWI/SNF related, matrix associated, actin dependent regulator of chromatin, subfamily d, member 1 S homeolog (gene smarcd1.S). Bases 136 to 1665 code for a protein of 509 amino acids. Gene Ontology annotation, cellular component: SWI/SNF complex. The transcript is spliced from 13 exons. The record is from RefSeq and is a predicted model, not a curated record. Lineage: Eukaryota; Metazoa; Chordata; Amphibia; Anura; Pipidae.
CACACCUAAAAUGGCAGACGAGAGUUUCCGCUUUUUCCCUGUUGCCGGCUUACUGCACUAACGCCACCACACUAGGAGCCUCUACCACCUUCUGUGACACGGUACUUCCGGUUCCGGCCCCAUUGUUGCAAAGCGAUGGCGGCGCGGGCUGGAUUCCAAUCACUGACCCCAGGGGGGUCCGGAUCAGCUGCGGCUGCUUUGGGUCCCGGGACCCCUGGCCCAGCUGUAAGGAUGAGUCCUGCCCCCGGGCAGGGGAUAUAUCGUUCUCCGAUGCCUGGAGCUGCUUACCCGAGACCAGGAAUGCUGCCAGGUAGUCGAAUGACUCCUCAGGGACCAGCAAUGGGCCCCCCUGGUUAUGGUGGAAGUCCAGCUGCUCGACCAGGCAUGGUGCAGUCAGGCAUGGACCAGUCUCGGAAACGUCCUGCACCUCAGCAAAUACAGCAGUUGCAACAACAACAGGCUGCUCAGAAUAGGAACCAUAGUGCUAAGAAGAAGAAAAUGGCUGAUAAGAUACUACCUCAGAGGAUUAGGGAACUGGUACCCGAAUCCCAGGCUUACAUGGAUCUCUUAGCAUUUGAGAGAAAGCUGGAUCAGACCAUUAUGAGGAAACGGCUUGAUAUUCAGGAGGCUUUGAAGAGACCAAUAAAGCAAAAGAGAAAACUUCGCAUAUUCAUUUCCAAUACUUUCAACCCUGCCAAAUCAGACGCUGAAGAUGGAGAGGGAACGGUUGCUUCCUGGGAGCUGCGGGUGGAGGGCCGUCUCCUUGAGGAUGCCGCACUGUCUAAAUAUGAUGCUACCAAACAGAAGAGGAAAUUCUCAUCCUUUUUUAAGUCGCUAGUUAUUGAGUUGGAUAAGGACCUUUAUGGGCCGGAUAAUCACCUGGUGGAGUGGCACAGAACCCCUACCACGCAGGAGACCGAUGGUUUUCAGGUGAAGCGCCCUGGGGAUAUGAACGUUCGCUGCACAGUAUUACUGAUGCUUGACUAUCAGCCACCACAAUUUAAACUUGAUCCCCGACUGGCUCGCCUCCUUGGGAUCCACACUCAGACUCGUCCAGUCAUCAUUCAAGCUCUGUGGCAGUACAUCAAGAAUCACAAGAUUCAAGACCCUCAUGAACGGGAAUAUAUAGUAUGUGACAAGUAUUUGCAGCAGAUAUUUGAGUCUCAACGGAUGAAGUUUUCCGAGAUCCCUCAGCGAUUGCAUGCCCUUCUCAUGCCUCCAGAACCAAUUAUAAUCAAUCAUGUCAUUAGUGUUGACCCCAAUGAUCAGAAGAAAACCGCUUGUUAUGACAUUGAUGUAGAAGUUGAUGAUACUCUAAAAACUCAGAUGAACUCAUUCCUGUUGUCCACUGCAAGUCAGCAGGAGAUAGCUGCUCUAGAUAACAAGAUUCAUGAGACAAUUGAAACUAUUAAUCAGUUGAAGAUUCAGAGGGACUUUAUGUUGAGCUUUGCCCGUGACCCUCAAGGAUUUAUUAAUGACUGGUUACAGUCGCAAUGCCGGGACUUCAAAACAAUGACCGAUGUGGUAGGUAAUCCUGAAGAAGAACGCCGAGCUGAGUUUUACUUCCAACCGUGGGCACAGGAGGCUGUGUGCCGGUAUUUCUACUCAAAGGUGCAGCAAAGACGUCAGGAGCUGGAACAGGCUCUCGGGAUUCGGAAUACAUAAAUAUGGCAUCACCUAGUGAGACACAACAGCUGCUCGCUCCACUCCAACGUUUUGAACAUAAGCGUUCCUGUCAUAGCCAAUAACAUUGUAGCAUAAGGUUAUAGGAAGCUGCUUUAGUGAGUCGAAAUCGGGGUUUCGAAGCGGUUUGGAAGGGAGCCCUGCUGCCAGUGCUUCCUACAUUAGAUGCUGUGGCAUUGCCAGCGAUGUGAUGAGGUCUGGACUUCUGUGUUGACACUGCAAGACAAAAUGUUUUACCGUCAUUUUCAUCAAGCGUAAAUUUUUCUUUGUAAAUUUAUUAUUUUAGGAUUUAGUAUCGCUUCUCCUCUAGGCCCUUUUAUGGUUAUUUAGCCUUUCAUUGCCCGGAGCCUUAUAUUGCUUUGUUCCACAGAACAGUUUAUUUAAUACUGCAAUUGGCUGUGCUGCUCAGCCCAAACUCUGCUGUCGCUGCCCCUCCUUCUCAAGUACAUUAAAGGGAUACUGUUUU